AACAUCCAAAGUUCCAAAAACCAUUUUUCAUUACACACAAAAUAAUAACCCACAGAAUUAAACUGUAACAUAUAAUUUCUUGUGAACAUCCCACAAUGUAAACAAAGACACAAAAAGGUCCAAAAAACAAAGAUAUCUAUAAAUAAACAACGAACCCCUCCCACUUUGAAGAAAUUAAAAAACACAGCCACGAAAACAAAAGAAAUCAGGGAAUUAUUAUUAGAUCAUGGAGUUCAACAGUUGCAAGGAAUUCAAGAUUGGAAAAUGUGAAGGUCAAAAGGAAGUGGAUGGAGAAAGCAUCCCAUUAGUUCUAAACCCUCCUCAAGCAAGCAAAGCCGAUUUUGAGUCCCUUUUGUUGUCUCUCAAAAAGAAUCAUGACUGGUUGAAUGAAAUGAUCAUCAAACACAGCGCAGUCUUGCUUCGAGGAUACGAUGUAUCCAAGGCUCAGGAGUUCAACGACAUCGUCGAAACCUUUGGGUGGGAAGACAUUCGAUACGUCGGCCCGGCUCCUCGAACCCAUAUUUAUAAGAGGAUAUGGACUGCCAAUGAAGGCCCUCUCUCUGAGUUCAUUUACUUCCACCAUGAGAUGGUUUUGAUAAAGGAAUAUCCAAAGAGGGUAAUACUGUACUGUGAAAUACCACCACCAGAAGGUGGAGAAACCCCAAUUGUUCCAAGCUUCAAAGUAACAGAAAAGAUGGUGAAAGAAUUCCCUAAAGAAGUUGAAGAAAUGGACAAGAAAGGCUUGAAAUAUACAUUCACUGCCCUUAGCAAAAAUGAUACGUCUUCUAUGAGAGGCAGAGGUUGGCAAGACACUUUUGGUUCAUCUGAUCCUAUUGAAGCAGAGAAAAGGGCUAAUGCGUUGGGGAUGGAUGUAGAGUGGCUACCAAACGGGGCGAUGAAGACAAUAUUGGGACCGAGGUGCCUAACAAAGGUGUUUGAUGGAAGGAAAGGAAGAAGAAUGUGGUUUAAUACUGUAGUAGGAAUGCAUGGGAAGGAGCACAGCUCGGCUUUAAUGGCCGAUGGGACGGAGAUUGCAGAGAAUGUGGUGAAGAGAUGCCAGGAGAUAAUUGAAGAAGAAAGCAUCCAAUUCAGAUGGGAAAAAGGGGAUGUUUUAUUUUUGGAUAAUUAUGCUUUGCUUCAUGGAAGAAGGCCUUCUCUUCCUCCAAGGAAAGUCUUAGUUGCAACAUGCAAAUAGUUUGUUAAGUUGGAUGCCUUUCCUUCUCUUCAAGGCUUGUGUGAGAGAUACAUAUAUACAUAUAUAGAUAUGGUUCAAUGAAUAAAAAAAAAAAAGUACACUUCAUAUUUCACACUUCUCAUUACCAUUAAUAAAGAUAUGUAUUAAGGAGUUACCACUAAAUUAA
Cucumis sativus (cucumber) is the source of this 1361-nucleotide messenger RNA. Its product is annotated as clavaminate synthase-like protein At3g21360. NCBI's taxonomy places the organism in Eukaryota, Viridiplantae, Streptophyta, Magnoliopsida, Cucurbitales, Cucurbitaceae. The transcript is spliced from 3 exons. The record is from RefSeq and is a predicted model, not a curated record. Gene Ontology annotation, molecular function: oxidoreductase activity. Bases 227 to 1195 code for a protein of 322 amino acids.